This is a messenger RNA of Oenanthe melanoleuca, 976 nucleotides long. RefSeq names its product tetraspanin 15 (gene TSPAN15). Gene Ontology annotation, cellular component: membrane. The record is from RefSeq and is a predicted model, not a curated record. The transcript is spliced from 8 exons. NCBI's taxonomy places the organism in Eukaryota, Metazoa, Chordata, Aves, Passeriformes, Muscicapidae. The coding region runs from base 46 to 933 and encodes 295 amino acids.
GCUCCGGCUGCGGGAAGGGGCGGAGGGCCCGGCAGGUGCCGGAGGAUGGCGGCGGGGGACCCGGAGCAGGCGCGGUACUGCGGGCGGCUCUCCUACCUGUGCCUGAAGCUCUCGCUCAUCACCUACUCCACCACGUUCUGGGUGAUUGGAGCCCUGGUCCUUGCUGUUGGGAUUUAUGCAGAAAUUGAAAGACAGGAGUACAAAACUCUAGAAAGUGCCUUUCUAGCCCCAGCAAUUAUUUUAAUAGUUCUGGGCAUUGUGAUGUUCCUGGUAUCCUUUGUGGGUGUCCUGGCUUCUCUGAGGGACAAUUUGUGCCUCCUGCAAGCAUUCAUGUACAUCCUUGGCAUCUGCUUGCUGAUUGAGCUGACAGGUGGAGUGGUGGCCCUGAUCUUCAGGAACCAGACAAUCAAAUUUUUGAAUGACAACAUUAGAAGAGGGAUUGAGAAUUACUAUGAUGAUUUAGACUUCAAGAACAUCAUGGAUUCUGUUCAAAAGCAGUUUAAGUGCUGUGGUGGGGAGGAUUAUAGAGAUUGGUCCCAAAAUGUGUACCACAGCUGUGCAGCUCCAGGACCACUGGCCUGUGGGGUGCCCUACACUUGCUGCAUCAGAAAUAAGACAGACAUUAUCAACACCAUGUGUGGAUACAAAACCAUUGACCAAGAGCGCCUGAGUGUUCAGCACAUUAUCUACGUCCGGGGCUGCACCAACGCCAUGCUCAUCUGGUUUUUGGACAACUACACCAUCAUGGCUGCAGUGCUGCUGGGCAUACUGGUGCCCCAGUUCCUGGGAGUGCUGCUGUCCUUGCUGUACAUCACCAGGGUGGAGGACAUCAUCACAGAGCACAAGCUGAGCGAGAGCCUGUGGGAAGACGUGCGCCCCAGAGCCGCCCCCGAGCGCUCCAGAGCUGACUGCUGCAUGUGCUACCCUGGCUGACCUGGGGGGCCCAGAGUGCAGCUGGAACCAGGAAAAAACAGCA